Molecule: messenger RNA, 942 nt
Organism: Humulus lupulus (European hop)
Lineage: Eukaryota; Viridiplantae; Streptophyta; Magnoliopsida; Rosales; Cannabaceae
Exons: 1
Coding region: 1-942 (313 amino acids)
Source: RefSeq, a predicted model, not a curated record
AUGAAUGGGGUGAGUGACGAUGCUAUCACAUUAAGUUUGUUCCCAUUCUCACUAAGGGAAAGAUCCAAGAGUUGUUUAAACUCUCUGCAGGCCAACUCUAUUAACACUUGGGAGGAGCUAGCACAAAAGUUUCUCGCAAAGUUCUUUCCUUCAUCAAAGGCUGCAAGGUUGAGAGGACAAAUCAAUAACUUCUUCCAGAAUGAUGGGGAAUCAUUAUAUGACACAUGGGAGAGGCUUAAAGAAUUGUUGAGGAAGUGUCCCCAUUACGGCAUUGAGAAGUGGUUGAUGGUCCACAAUUUCUAUAAUGGGUUGUGCAAUACUACACGCACCAUCAUAGAUGCUGCAGCAGAAGGAGCAUUCAUGGGAAAGAGUGCUAAUGAGGCCUAUGCAUUGUUGGAAGAAAUGGCCAUGAAUAACUGCCAAUGGCCUGAUGAAUGGGCUACUAGUAACAGAAAAGUAGUUGGGAUUCAUGAAUUAGAUGUUAUCACAGCACUAACUGCUCAAGUUGCCACCUUAACUAAGCAGUUGCAGAAAAAUAGUAUUUCAGAUCAAGCAAUGCAGAUGCAGACGGUGUGUGACAGGUGUGGAGGUUCUCGCCAAUUUGAGCAGUGUAUGGCAGUAGAGGUGAAUAAUGUUAUCCCUAUGGAGCAAGUGAAUAUGAUGGGGAAUUUUAAUAGGCAAGCCAACAACCCUUUCUCUACCACUUACAACCUAGAGUGGAGGAAUCACCCUAAUUUUUCAUGGAGAAAUAAUCAAGGGCCUCGAAAAAAAAUUCAGCAACCCAUUUCUCAAGCUCCACCUCAAGAAAUGUCACAACCACCGGUUUCUCUAGAGAAGACAAAUGAAUUACAAGUUGCACUAUUGACUUUGACCAACUCACAAGCUCAGUUUAUGACUAAAACUCGGCCAUCCAUCAGAAAUCUUGAAAUGCAAGUGGGCUAA